AGAGAUUGGAAUUCGCUUAUGUCUAAUUGUAGCUGCAAUGUUAAAUCUCAAACAGUAUUUUUUUUUAGUGAUACUGAAUUUCAUCAUUAGUUCGUUGUUCGUUCUUGGCAUGUAUUGAAAUGAAAACGUUCAAAAUGAGUUACUUUAAAUUUUUCAUGUUCGCGGGAUUUUUAGUUUCCUGCACCAUUGCUGUCGAUGCGAAUACAUCAAGACGUAAAAUACUGCCAAUGAAUUUGAGGUCUGCAGAAGAAUGCUUUACAAAGAAUGCUAUUUACGUGGACAAAACUGACAUUGCUUUGAAAUUAAUACAAACUGCAGGCAAAUAUUCCAUGCUUCUACGUCCUCGGCGCUUUGGAAAGACUUUUUUAAUCAAUACGAUUGCGUCAAUUCUCGAAGGGAAGAAGGAGUUCUUCAAAAAUACUUUUAUUGGUGAUGAAAAAAGUGGAUACGAAUGGCAACCACAUACUGUUAUAAAACUCACUUUUCAACAACAUGACUCCAUUAUGUAUCUGGCUGAUGAACUGGUCGACAUAGCAGAAGACUUUGGUGUUGACAGAGCAUUAAAUCAUAUUAAACCCACUGACCCUCUUUAUUUCAUGCGGUUACUACGCAAAAUAGCCCCCCGACCACACCUUGAGAAGUCAAAACCAGAAAAACUACCAGUGGCUGUGCUUAUAGAUGAAUACGACCUUCCAUUCAAAAAUGCAAAUGAUGAGACCCGCCAUUAUUUCCAACAAAUUUUCAUCAUUUUGAAAGCCCUUUCUGAUGACAAUAUUAUAAAAUUCAUUCUUUUCACAGGCUGUAACAAGGCUAAUUUGAUUUCUCCUGCCAACACUGGACUAUCUACAACGCUUGGUAUCCGAGACAUUUCGCUUGACCCAGUGUAUGCUUCCGUAUGCGGUUUUACUGACGAUGAGAUUGAGAAAUAUUUCAAUGAUAGUGUGCAAGAAAAGGCAAAAAUUCACCAAGUUGAACCGGAUAUAAUUUUCAAUGAAAUUAAAUCUUGUUACGAUGGUUAUCGCUUCACGGAAACGCCGGUAUCAGUUUAUAACCCAAUAUCACUGUUGUACUAUUUAAAUGACAAAAACGUUCUAAGAGGAUUAAAUUACUGGAUUGAAACACAGAAUCAUCCCAAAACUGCAAUGGAAGCAUUAGUAGAAGCCCGAAUGAAAAGUAGGAGUGUGAUCUUGAACCUGAAAACAUAUUAUAAUCCGAAUACACUGUUUCAACCACUUGAAGAUGUUCCAGUUAUAAGAGUAGGUGCGACUUCAAAUGAACUUAAUCAGAUUAAUCUGAACCAGGUUUCCCUUGAAACAAUUCUUUUUCAAAACGGUUAUUUGACAAUUCAAGAUUAUUUUCCAAAGCGCAAGCAAUACAAAUUGAAGUUUCCCAAUAAGGAAAUUAGAGGGGCAUUUAUGUAUGCCAUUGAAUUAGCGAUGGGAAAAGAAAAUGAAUGCUUGCGUUUGCAUAAAGCAGCAAAGGAAAGCCUCCAAAACUUGAAUAUUGCAAAGUUGGAAGAAACAUUUAGAUCUUUCAUACAACAGUACCACUUUGAGAGUCUGCUGGAGACAACAACCACGGAUAAUGAAAGUAUAGUGAAGGCUAUUUUACGAAAUCUACUAUCUCUGGGGCAGCCUAAAGAGAAACCUUUUCCGGAAUUGAUUUCAACAGCGAAUGAGCAUGCCUCAAUACUGAAUGUUCAACCGGAAGUUGAGACAGAAAAAGUAAAUGGUGGAAAAGGUAAAAUUUAUCUUCUCAUUGAAACAUCACGCCAUAUAAUAAUGGUAGAAGGGAAAUAUGGCGCCGAUGAAACAAAAAUGGAACAAGGUUGGAUACAAUUAGAAAAUUACAACUUCCCAGAUUCUGACGCCAACUGUGAGAAAAUUAAGGCGAGACUUUUACUAAAUUUCGACAACCAGGGGUUCUACAACUGGAGAGGUGCUACAUAUUACGCAAAUGGGACUGUAUGUGAACUCUUGAAACCUGAUAAAAUUUUUACGAAACCUAUUCAUCUGUGAACACUGAACAGUGCGAACAAUCAUUCGCGUCAGAGGCAGUCUACACACGCAUGUUGCCAAAUAUCACCGGACAUCCCUGUGAACACAAGCGACUACAAAUGUCUCAGAAGGAAGCCAUUCUCUUCAAGUGAUAGUCUGAACUGCCACAUCAGAACAUUCUGCAUAACCUCACAUACCAGAAGUUCAUUUUUAGAUAUAAAAAACUGCAAUGUUGAGCUUCCCAUUCUUUGUACAAAAUUUUAAAAAGAAGGUGGCAAUUGUUGCUUUAGAAACCCUUUUCAAUCCAUUUCAAAAUUUAAAAAAAUAUAUUAGGUGGUCAUAUUUUUGGUGCCGUAUCACCCCUCCGGAGGUAUCAUGAUUAUGAUGCACCAGUCGCCAUUUCUGUGACCCGAUACACCUGCUCCCUCCAACUGUCCCUGUUUAUAGGGUGCUCCUGAUGGAUGUUGGGAAGGUGCACCCGGUGGUCUAAUGAAUGGAGUUUGUCCAUCUCAUGGGGGAGCGUCCACGCCCUCUUGUUCCUUCUACCUGGUCUUGGGUGAACAGGGACUCCAUCGCAUCAGUCCUUGCGACAUGCCCAAAGUAUUUGAGGAUUCUGCUGAGAACCACUGCAGACAGCCUUUUCUGGACACCGACUUCACCCAGGAUGGAAACAUUGGUCCUUUUCUUCAUCCAAGGAAUCCAGAGCAUUCUUCUGCAACACCACAUUUCAAAAUGCAUCAAUUUUUCUUCUGUCUCUCUUUUAGGGUCUUGCUCAAAGCUGUAUCUGGCCAAAUCUUCUUUAGGCAAGACAUGGAGCUUCUUGUGAUUUGCGCUCUGCGUCUUAUCUCGGCAUCACUGCUUCCUUCGUUAUCCACAAUGGACCCCGCAGGUAUACAAAUUGGUUCACCACUUCGAUUCCCUCAAUUUCUAUGAUCUCAAGCGAGUUGUUCUCUGGCCAAUUCACAAUCAUAAUCUUCAUCUUUGCUUUAUUUAUCAGCAGGCCAUAUUUUGCACUAACCUCUUCCAAGCAUUUCAGAAAACCAGUCAUAUUUUUGGCACUUGAGGCGAUGAGGGUUGUGUCAUCAGUAUAACGGAGGUUUGACAUUUGUACACCUCCGAUCAAUACUCCUCCCUGCCAUUUGUCUGAGCCAUCAUCACUGGUGCUUUCUGAUACAAGUAGCUGUAUAGUCUCCUGAUCUAUAUAGGUAUUAUUUGUAUAGAUUGAACAGGAGUGGGAACAGAAUGCAGCACUAGCAUACUCCUCUCUAUGAGUGGAACUUCUCCAAUGUUGCUUCUCUGUUAAUUCGAACAUUUGCCAUGCUCCCCUCAUACAGUUGUUUUAUCAGCCACACCAGAUGUAUUGGGGCACCUAUCUCGAGUAGAAUUCUCCACAGUUUUUGCCAUUGUACACAGUCUAUAGACACUGCACCUGGGGGAAGACAUCAAACUAACUGCCAUUUUGGCUGAAUUAUGUAUGUCAUGCCAAUUUCUCCCGCUGGAUGCUCUUGGCUGCGCUGUUGUCAAAUUCUUAAACAAAAUACAGUGCAACCAAGAGCACCCAGUGGGAGAAAUUGGCGCUACACAAAAAAUCACACUACUGUCCCUUUUCUUCAUUGCCAGCAGAUUGAAGUACAGCACUGCCAAGAGCACCCAGCGGGAGAAAUUGGCAUAACACAAAACAUUACUACCAUCCCUUUUCCCUGUUGCCUGCAGUUUGAUGUCUUCCAGGAGGGCCCAGGUGCAGUGUCUGUGACGCAGUUGAAUGCUUUCUUGUAAUCUAUAAAACACAGAACUGUACGCACAUUGUAUUCUAUGCUUUCUCAAUCAGCAAUCUGUGGUUGAGGAUCUGCUCCCUCGUUCCUCUUCCUCUCACUGAUCCUGCUUGUUCUGGAGGGAUUUGACUGCGCAUGAGUGAGUAUAACCUGUCGUACACAAUCUUCAGCUUGUUCUGGAGGGAUUUGACUGUGCAUAAGUGAGUAUAACCUGCUGUACACAAUCUUCAAUAGUACUUUGCUGGCAUGACAUAUCAGGACGAUUGUUCUGUAGUUCCCACAGUUCCCAGGAGAUCCUUUUUUGUACAGAGUGACAUAUGUCGACUGUACCCAGUCCUACGGCCAUUUGCCGCUCAGCCAUAUUGAGUUGCCGGGGGGGGGGGGGUCUUAAUGAAAAUAAUUUGUCAACCUAUUUGUAGUUGUUCCCACUGCCGCUGCACUUGCAACAGCGCUGUUUUCAGAAUUGAAACUUACUUUUGUGUUUGUGGUACAGUUUAGUACUUGCAGAUAAAGUGAUGCAUCAAAUUGAUAUGCCCAGGUAACGAAUCAAGUUAAUGUCAGUGAGGAAACCUAUAGCUCGAACUGUUGGCCUUGGGAAAUACUUUGCAAUUAUUAUAAUGCAUUUUUUACAUCUUUUGUAGAUUUCAAGCAAAAAAUUGAAAAAUCAACUAAGAAAUAAAUUUUUUUAUCAUUUAUAAAAGCAUCAUUUUUAUUUUUUGAACAUUAUAAAUAAUCCAACAGUUCGGUUUUCAACCCCCCCUCCCAAAUUUGUUCAAACCACAUGUAAUUUUCAACUAUUGGGGGGGGGGGGUCAAUUUGACAAACUUAAUGACACUUUCUGCAGUUUUCACAAAUCAUCAUUCAAUUUUGAGAAUUUCCGAUUAAUUCUUGGUAUCUUUUAAUAAUCUAAUCUAAGCAGUAAGCAUUUGAGCAGUCCGUAUAGAAUACUCGCGUUUCAGAAUGAAAGAGUAAUUUUAUAAUCCUUAUGAAAAAAGUUACGUACAUCGCGGAAUUUGAAAAUCACCUGAAAUAAUUGUCCAUCAGGUUUGAAUCGAAGUGAUCUGAUUUUUGGAAAACGAAUUUGGAAACAGUACAUUAAAUUGUUGAGUUCAAAAACGAUUUUGAUUUUUAAUGAAUUUUAAAAAAAUUAAACUCGAAUUAAAAAUGGAAAAAAAUCAAAAUUUUACCAAAUAGAUCAAAAGAGCUAACUCAUAACAGAAACAAAAACAAAGCAACCAACAGAAGUACAGAUUACCUGAAGCAACAUAAACAGAAAACCAAAAAAAUGGCGAUAAAAAAUUUCUAAAAAUUGAAAAUGCAAAGAAAGGAGCAUCGUUAAAGCGUGAUACGGAUAUUCGAACAAAAAAUAUGGGUAGCUUAGUUACCUACUCACCAUGAAGGUGCCAUCAUCGAAAAAGAUCAGUAUCAGAAACCUUGAAGAAAAAAGUUGAGAAAUUUCUCCAUGAAAUCGUCAAUUCAACUUUCCUCGCCAGAUGUCGUCUUCAUCUCGAAAACAGAGCAAUAAAACGUACUUUACCCAAUUAACCUGGUUAUGUAUUUCAGUUUCGAAAGUAAAACAACUUAGAAUGAAUAAUUAAACGAUAGUAAAAAUAGGAAAAGGAAAUAAUAAAAACAAUGUUUAAAGCGUAGGUAAAUAUAGUAUGUAUAUCGGUGAUUUUUUUUUCAUCAUUUUAUCAAUUUUCGUUUAAAUAGUAAAAUACACAUACGAGUAAAUUUGGUCGCUUUUGAGCAAAC
Planococcus citri (citrus mealybug) is the source of this 5524-nucleotide messenger RNA. RefSeq lists its product as uncharacterized. Lineage: Eukaryota; Metazoa; Arthropoda; Insecta; Hemiptera; Pseudococcidae. The transcript has 2 exons. The coding region runs from base 120 to 2018 and encodes 632 amino acids. The record is from RefSeq and is a predicted model, not a curated record.